AUGGAUGAGUCAAUAGAAGUUCGGACUGAUGGAAAUUCUCUGCUGAGGGCCGUCUAUUUGUGUCGCCUGCGUCUGACUCGCCUCCUCUUAGAGGGAGGGGCCUACAUAAACGAAAGUAAUGAACAAGGCGAGACUCCACUGAUGGUGGCCUGCAAGACAUGCCACACGGAUUCACAGAGUGUACCAAAACCCAAGAUGGUUCGGUAUGUUAUUUUAGCAUACACAAUUGAUUAUUGAAGGCAUUUUUGGUGUGUAUUACCUGCUUUUACAUUUGUAGUUUCCCAUUUUGUAAAUGUCAUCUUCACCCCCAACAGGUAUCUUCUAGAAAAUGGUGCUGAUCCAAACAUCCAAGACAAGACAGGGAAAACAGCUCUGAUGCAUGCAUGCCUGGAACAAGCUGGAGCAGAAAUUCUGUCUCUCCUGUUGAGCAGUGGAGCUGAUCCCACUCUGGAGGAUCAUGCAGGUUUGUCGGCAUUGGUGUAUGCUGUCAAUUCUGGAAACAGCAGCAUCUUGAGGGUCCUCAUGGAUGCCUGUAAAGCCAAAGGUAAGGAGGUGAUCAUCAUCACCACCAACAAACUGCCAUCAGGUCAUCAGAUGACAAAGCAGUACCUCAAUGUCCCCCCACUUCCUGACCUCGAGGAGCGAAUGCAUUACACCCCAACAUCUUGCAUGUGGCCGUAUGAGUUCCAGCUACGAACUCCUCCUCAGGGCUCCUCAGCAAGUGCUUCCCCUCAGCCUGGCAGCCCUCUACUUGGGCUCAGGGAUCCCCAGUGUUUCCAAUCAGGACCUGGCUUGAUCACAUCACGUCCAAAUUCUCCAAUCCAACAUCCUAGUCCAUUACGUAUCCCGGGGGUGGAAAAGCGACUUAAUCUUCAGAGGCUGCAGUCUGAACCCUGGUCCAAAAGUCCUUCCCUAUUACUUCAGCAGAGCCAGGCCUCCUCUUUGACGGAGGAACCAUCAGAAAUAACACCCGAGGAAGAGCUGUCAUUCAGAGUCAACAACUUUGCCUUCCAUGGUCGACCUCCAGUUGUUUCUCGCCAUCACAGCAUUGAUGUCAAAGACUCAUCGGGGCUUUUAAGAGCACUAGAAAUAUCAGGAAAUGAGAUGAAGAUAGGGGCUGGAAGAAGAGUCUUUGGUAGGAAGAUGUCAUAUGACAGUGCUGCAAGCUCACCACAUUCUGCCUCCCACCCAAACCUGCUCCAAGACACUUUGCAGAACGUGGUCCGUCAGAGGAAUAUUGGCAUCAACCAUUAUAGUUCUGAUUCUCAGUUACCACAGUUUGGCAGCCAGCAUAACAGCUCCAAGAAUGUUUGUGGAACCAAGGCAGAACCAGAGAGGAACAAGCUAGUCAGCAGCGGGUCGUCUACUCUGUCAGGAUCCAAGGAGUCCUUGGAGAGCUUUGUCCCAAGACGAGGUGCAACAGGGCUGGAGCGAAGAGGUUCAGGUGCCCUUCUGCUGGAUCAUAUUUCCCACACUCGCCCUGGAUAUCUCCCUCCUCUGAAUCCUCAUGCUCCUAUACCAGAUAUUGGGGUCAGCUCUAGUGCUUCCUACCCAUUGAGUGGAAGUAGCAAGACAUUAAAUAAUGUUUUUACAGGGUCAAAGCCCUUCCUGCCCUGUGCACCUAUUUACCCAAGAGAUCCGCAAUCCAAGAAAAUGCUGUGGAGGCGACACUCAAUGCAGAGCGAGCAGAUUAAGCAACUGGCCAACUUUAAGGAAACUUUUGGCCACUAA
This is a messenger RNA of Xyrichtys novacula (pearly razorfish), 1731 nucleotides long. The record is from the annotation of a GenBank genome assembly. Lineage: Eukaryota; Metazoa; Chordata; Actinopteri; Labriformes; Labridae.